Corylus avellana is the source of this 1605-nucleotide messenger RNA. Its product is annotated as amino-terminal glutamine amidohydrolase. Gene Ontology annotation, molecular function: protein-N-terminal asparagine amidohydrolase activity; protein-N-terminal glutamine amidohydrolase activity. Gene Ontology annotation, cellular component: nucleus; cytosol. The record is from RefSeq and is a predicted model, not a curated record. NCBI's taxonomy places the organism in Eukaryota, Viridiplantae, Streptophyta, Magnoliopsida, Fagales, Betulaceae.
UGGGGCUAAAAGAGCGAUGACGACCUCAACGCCCGAAAGAAGCAGUUUGGUGGACAUUUCUGAGUUCUAUCACACUCCUUUUUACUGCGAGGAGAAUGUGUACUUUCUUUGCAAGAAAUUAUGCACCAGUGGGAUAGCAGAUGCGAGGGGAUCUGAUCUUUUUGUUGUUUUCAUUUCCAACGAGAAGAAACAGAUUCCAUUGUGGCAUCAAAAGGCUAGCAAAAGGGCAGAUGGGGUUGUUCUCUGGGAUUAUCAUGUGAUUUGCAUUCAGAAAAGAAGAGAAGGUGACACUCCUCACUUAGUGUGGGAUUUAGAUUCAAGUCUUCCAUUUCCUUCUCCUUUAACGUCCUAUGUGUCAGAAACUAUCCGGCCAUCAUUUGAGCUCUUUUCUGAGUAUCGGAGGUUUUUCCGGAUUGUGCAUGCUCCAAUAUUUCUUCAAUGCUUUGCAUCUGAUAGAAGACAUAUGAAAGAUUCUGCUGGGAACUGGACUGCUGAACCUCCUGCAUAUGGACCUAUAAUUGCUGAAGAUGGAGCUGUGCACAACUUGAAUGAGUACAAUGAGAUCUGUGCUGCAGAUGUCAUGACAAAUGCAGGAAGCGACUCGAUCAAUGCGGUCUUCACCCAGAAGCUUGGUGUGCUGGCAAACGAAGGUCAGCUGGAAGAAUUCUUUUCUCAAAUCCCUUGAUGUGUUGGGCAGAGGAUUCUGAAAUUUUUGUUGAGUAUUUAGGGCGAAGAGAUUCAGUUAUGGUGUCAACUCUGAUCACAACAACAUCAAAUGGAAAUCCGGGGCUCAGCAGCAAAUCUUACAUUUCCACCAAGCUCAUCCUACUUCAGGGCCACACCAAAAACCGCACGAUGGGACCUACCACCAGCCAUCUGAAUCUUCUCCAAUCUCGAGACUGACGAGCACCUGAAACCACCCAGCACAUAGACCAUCAGCAAUAGGGGCUCCCACGAAGAGGUGGUUUAAGUCGAUACAGAGGGGCAGGGGGGGUAUUUUGAGCACUAAACCGCAUAAAGUGAGGGUGGGAAUGUUGAUGGGGGUAUUUUGGGCACUAAACCGCAUAAAGUGAUCACGUGCGUUGCACGGGAUCACUAUUCCGUCAGUCAAAGCGGCUUUGAUUGACAAUGCCUGAAUUGAAAAAAAUUGAAACUUUAGGGGGGUGGAUUGCAAAAAUUAAAACUUUAAAGGCGGAAUUGCAAAUCGCUGACAACUUUGGGGGGGAAAACUGUAAUUUUUCCCAAAAAAAAAAGACAAAGUUUUCUUUUGAAUUCGUCAAACUAAAUAUGAAAGAAAACUUUGUUAAAAAAGUAUAACAACUGUUAUUUAUAAUUGUUAUGGGGUGGCUAAAACCUUUUCCCUGUAUAAAUGAACCCUCAAAUGGUUUUUAUGGUAUGAGGCAGGUAUUACCUAAUUUACAACGAGUAAUGUUAGAAACCAUAUUUUUAUCCUAUAAUUAUUCUACAGUGUUGGCCUGUCGGUUUUAAUCAACUCUUGGGUGUUUAUUUUUAAUAAGAACCGAUCAAAAGGUUUGGUUAGAACUACCAUGUUAACAUUGUGAAAUAAAUAUGUGAUUUCUAUAUGACACUCUAAAACUUUGUGAA